AUGGUAAAUUUAAAAAGAGAAGGGUUAGGCCUUCUCUUGAAGUUGGGACGUGCUGUUGGAGAAAUAAUAGAAACAACGGAAGACCCGGAAGCAGAAAAACUUACACCUACGCACAAUACAGAAGCUGAGCCAAUGAAGGUGUAUUGGGAAAGUGACAAAAAACAAUUAGAUCAUAAAAAUCAGCCUUUCAUAGAUCUUUUUCUGAAGGGGGCUGCACUGGAGAGAAUACCAGAUGCAACCGAGGAACCGACAAAAGAGUCUCAUUAUAAUUUGGAAAGACUGAGGCAAUUUUUGCCAGAUGCCAUAACAUAUAAUAUUAAGGGUGUUCCAGAAACUCCUAAAGCUGGCACCGGAAUAUCAAGCAGCGGCCGCGAUGCGGGCGUCGUUGCAGGCAUCGUGAUUGCAGUGAUCACAGGAGUUGUCAUACUAGCCGCACUGAUCGCCGUUGUUAUGUACCGUCACUACGUGCACCGUAACGUUACAUCCAUGAAUUUCGACAAUCCAGUGUACAGGAAGACGACGGAGAACCAAUUUGCAUUGGAACAGAAUGGGUACGCGCCGGGAAGCAAGUUGUACCCGAGCACCGUGGGCGAAGAGGCACAAGAACCACUUAACACACCCGGCACAAAUGAGUAUGUAUAG
This is a messenger RNA of Parnassius apollo (apollo), 642 nucleotides long. The record is from the annotation of a GenBank genome assembly. NCBI's taxonomy places the organism in Eukaryota, Metazoa, Arthropoda, Insecta, Lepidoptera, Papilionidae.